UACUCAUCUCCCUUGGUGUUCUGUUCUGUUCUGUAGUGGAGCUCUACUUCAUUUGACUUCGCUAAUCCCCACACCCGAUUUGGCUCCCCGCAUUGCGCACAGCCGCCCCUCUUGCCACCGCCCCCGCCGCAUGACCCCCCCAAGAUUGUCUGGCCAUGAGCUCAAAGUUUCAGCUCACCGGCGAGAGAGACAAUAGAUGAUGAACAUGUGCGAUGCGAGGGGGAUAUUGAGUGCUGUAGGGCUAGGCCGUGUCUAAUUUACGGUGGAAUUCGUUAGGGUCUCUCAAGAUUCUCGCCCCCUUGCGCUCAUGUCUUCCUUUUCCGCCGGUUUUCAGCUUGUGGCCAAGAAAUGUUGCAAAGAUUCGCCGCCUUCUUCCCCUCAAGGUCCUGAUUUUGUUGUUGGAGGAAUGUCCUCAGCCAGCUCUUCUCAGUUCCCAGCAUCAACAGAGCGAGAAUCUACAACUGCUAAUGAUAAUGCAAUACCUCAUGAUCCAGGUGCUGAUUCUGCUGGACCAGCACAAAGCAGACUUUCGCUUCAGUUGGAUCAGCGGUCAUUACAUUUUUCUGUUAAUGCUUGGGUUCUUAUUGUUGCAUUGAUCGGCAUCAUUCCACUGGCAACACGACAACUGCAACUCAAGGGAUAUCGUUUGUCACUUCUUGGCACAACCUGUACCACAGGUUAUGCCAUAUUUGCUCUUUAUGGGCUACCCAGAGUAGGGAACACACAGGCUGUUCAGGCCUGGUGCCACCAUGUAACUUCAUCAAAGGAUUUUAUUCCAUUCAUGUACUGCCUUAUGUUUGUUACAUCUAAACUACACUUGAAGCUUGUUUUGGUACCGGUAAUUUGCUGGGCACUUGAACAUGUGGCCAGAUUUCUACGGCGCCAUUUUACCAAUUCCUCUCUCUACAGGGCAUACCUGGAGCCGCUUUGCACAUGGGUUGAGGCAAACACAACUGCAGUCAACUUUCUGAUUGCAAAUGCAGAGAUUUUGUUGGGCUUUCUUAUGAUCUUAUCACUGUUCUCGAAACAACGCAAUGCUAUGCAAACAUUCAUGUACUGGCAGGUUAGUUUCUGAUAAACAUCGAUUGGCUUUGCCAAAUGAUCUUUCUUGUUUACUGUUAACUGGGUUGUUGGCUUUUUCACACAUAAUACUAUGAUCUGUAAAUUCUGCCAUCACACUAAAAUUGUCCAAUCAGCUUUUGACAAUAGUAAGCGCUCACUGAGUUCUACAACACAUUAAACAUUUAUCACACUUACUUUUGUAAUGCGUUUGUAUUGACCUGCAUAUCACCUAUACUGGUAUACUUGCGGUAGGAUACUGGCCUGGCCGCAGGAGGGGGGAUGUACCUCGUCGGCAGUCGGGCCUCAGGGGAAGGAGGACUCAAGGAAGGAGUAUUGGGAUUAGAUUGGUUUAUGUCUUGUUUGGUUUUUCCUCAUGGCCAAGUCCUAUUACGUAGGGAUGUCCACAAACUCCUUUAAUAUAGGGGAGUGGAAGCUGAUUGCAUGGAAUCCUAAGAGCAUC
Triticum urartu is the source of this 1522-nucleotide messenger RNA. The record is from RefSeq and is a predicted model, not a curated record. NCBI's taxonomy places the organism in Eukaryota, Viridiplantae, Streptophyta, Magnoliopsida, Poales, Poaceae.